AUGGAGGCAGUAGUAUGCCAGCCAUGCUGGACAUGUCGAAAUCGCCGCAUCCAAUGCGACCAGUCCGGAACACCCUGCGCCAAGUGCGAGAAGGCCGGGGUGGAAUGCUUCGACAAGAGACCUCUGCGGUGGGUUAAGGGCGUGGCAAUCCGCGGGAAGAUGCAAGGCCAUUCGUAUGAGCGAAAUCUAGAGAGGCCCCGUGCGAAAUCUUCUGGAAUCGUGAAGUCAGUUCGAUCACCGAAGAAACUGUCUAGCGCUGUGGUCGCAGCUUCUGCAAGCAAAAGCCUGCCAUUUACCCUGCUAGAUCCAUCCAUCUCGAAUCUGGAUCAAGUCUCGAGAUACUACAUAGACUACUAUAAUGAACGCAUAUGCAAACUGUUCAUUGUGUACGACAGCGACCGAAAUCCAUUUAGGAGCUUGAUAUCCUUUGGAUUGAAAGAUCUUGUCUUGCAGAAGGCCAUUCUUGCCCUUGCAGCGCGGCAUCAUGCUAAUACAGGCCGCCCAUUCUGUCAGAUUCAAGCGCCGACAUCUCCUGGCUUCAUUAAUGCGAAUCGUGAUGCGCUCCUUUUCAAGCAUCAAGCUAUGGAGGCGCUCACAAGAGUACUCGGUGACGAGGGAUCAGACAAAAGUGACACAACUGUCGCUAGCAUAUUCCUGCUCAUCUUCUUGGACCUCCUUGAGUCUGGAAGCGAAGGUUGGAACUUCCACCUUGAGGGUGCCAAAAGUCUGAUCAUGUCCCACCAGCCGCUGCUGGGGUCGGAGGCUGGACUCAAUAAUGGGCCUGGCCAGACCGUUAAAGAAAUACGGGGCUUCAUCACUAGCCAAAUCCAUCCAAGUAUUGAAACAUUGGGAGCAACAUUGUUACGACCAAAGCUGUUAUCAGAAUUUGUUGCCACGGAUCAAGCGGAAACCCAAACCCAUGAAGCAAUUGAGAAAUCCUUCCUUGGUUGUCCGGAGUUUCUGCUGACAGCGAUUCAGUUCCUUUCCAAUGAAAGAGACGCCAUUGCAGCAAAGCUGCCGGAUGAUACCACUGUCCAAGCACAUAUACAAGAUACCACCGCUAUGCUGGAACUAAUCCAGCACUUUGACUGUUACGCGUGGGCUUCGAAUCUUCCCUCGAAACGGUGUCCUGCGAACGCCGUCGAUGAGCUCUGUACAUUGUCGCAAGUAUUCAAACUCGGAGCUUUACUAUAUGGGAGGCGCGUUCUUGACGCACUCACAGAGACCGUCACAGAGCAGGACAAUCUGCUCUCUGAGCUCUUGGGUCUGAUUGACAUCUUGAAAGACCAUGAAGCACUCUUUAAGUGUGUCCUGUGGGCCAUUUUCGUUGCAGGCUUGGAAUGCCGAUCUCAGGCACAGAAGAGGUUUCUGGUUGGAUCUUUGGAGAAGUUCUGGAUCGCUACAAGCUGUCUGAAUGUAAUCAACGCCGCGAAGAUUCUCCACGAGUACUGGGACCAACGGGAAGGGAUGGAAAUUUCCCCACGGUGGAUAUUUGAUAUUGGUAAUUUGGGUCGUGACUGCCUUCUAAUAUAA
Messenger RNA from Penicillium bovifimosum, 1533 nucleotides. RefSeq names its product Zn(II)2Cys6 transcription factor. The record is from RefSeq and is a predicted model, not a curated record. Bases 1 to 1533 code for a protein of 510 amino acids. Gene Ontology annotation, cellular component: nucleus. NCBI's taxonomy places the organism in Eukaryota, Fungi, Ascomycota, Eurotiomycetes, Eurotiales, Aspergillaceae. Gene Ontology annotation, biological process: positive regulation of transcription by RNA polymerase II. Gene Ontology annotation, molecular function: zinc ion binding; DNA-binding transcription factor activity, RNA polymerase II-specific; transcription cis-regulatory region binding. The transcript is spliced from 3 exons.